Molecule: messenger RNA, 2827 nt
Organism: Choloepus didactylus (southern two-toed sloth)
Lineage: Eukaryota; Metazoa; Chordata; Mammalia; Pilosa; Megalonychidae
Gene: EPS8L1
Product: EPS8 like 1
Exons: 19
Coding region: 99-2795 (898 amino acids)
Biological process (GO): positive regulation of ruffle assembly; regulation of Rho protein signal transduction; Rho protein signal transduction
Cellular component (GO): plasma membrane; ruffle membrane; vesicle
Molecular function (GO): actin binding
Source: RefSeq, a predicted model, not a curated record
GCUGAAGGCAGAGGAGAGCAGGACCUUUCCUUUAACAGAGCCUGACCGGCAGCUCCCAGGGCAUCUCCAGGUGGACAGGAGCUCCCCUUCUUGGCACCAUGAGCACCACCACCCGCCCAGAAGCUGCUCCCAAACCAAGUGCCAAGUCUAUCUACGAGCAGAGAAAGCGUUACUCCACUGUGGUUAUGGCUGAUGUAUCCCAGUAUCCAGUCAAUCACCUGGUGACGUUCUGCCUGGGGGAGGAGGACGGCGUGCACACCGUGGAGGAGGCCUCGCGGAAGCUAGCCGUCAUGGACAACCAGGGCCGCGUCUGGACACAGGAGAUGCUGCUGCGAGUGUCCCCGGAGCACGUGACGCUGCUCGACCCCAACUCCAAGGAGGAGCUGGAGGCGUUCCCCCUGGGCGCCAUCGUGCGCUGCGACGCGGUGACGCUGCCCGGCCGGAGCCGCCCGCUGCUGCUGCUCGUGUGCCAGGAGCCCGAGCGCGCGCAGCCCGACGUGCACUUCUUCCAGGGCCUGCGCCUGGGGGCGGAGCUGAUCCGAGAGGACAUCCGAGGGGCGCUGCACAAUCACCGCUCCGGCCGCGGGGAGCUCAGGGCGGCGGCGCUCAGGGCCACGCAGGAGGAGCUGCAGCGCCCCUCGGCCGCCGUCCAGACCCCGCCCCUGCAGCGCCGCCCGUCUGUGCGCGCAGUGAUCAGCACCGCCGAGCGGGGAGCGGGCCGCGGACGACCCCAGGCGGAGCCCAUUCCCGAGGCGGAGGAGGCGCGGGGGUCCGGCCCGGAAGGGGCCUCGAACAGCGCUGACCCAACUUCCCCGGACCUGGGACCCCGGGGGCCCGACCUGGCCAGUUUGCAGGCGGAGCGGGACGUGGACAUCCUGAACCACGUGUUCGACGACGUGGAGAGCUUCGUGUCGAGGCUGCAGAAGUCGGCGGAGGCGACCCGAGUGCUGGAGCACCGGGAGCGCGGCCGCAGGACCCGGCGGCGGGCAGCUGGGGAGGGCCUGCUGACGCUGCGAGCCAAGCCGCCCUCGGAGGCUGAGUACACCGACGUGCUUCAGAAAAUCAAGUACGCCUUCAGCCUGCUGGCCCGGCUGCGCGGCAACAUCGCCGACCCCUCCUCUCCAGAGCUGCUGCACUUCCUCUUUGGACCUCUGCAGAUGAUUGUGGACACGUCGGGCGGCCCAGAGUUCGCGAGCGGCGUGCGGCGGCCGCACCUGACAUCCGAGGCCGUGGCGCUGCUGCGGGACAACGUCACCCCCCGUGAAAACGCGCUCUGGACCUCGCUCGGGGACUCGUGGACCCGGCCGGGGCUGGAGCUGCCCGCGGAGGAGGGACCCCCAUACAGCCCCGAGUUCUACAGCGGCUGGGAGCCCCCCGCCACCUACCCCCAGGGCCGCGCCUGGGAGGACCCGGUGGAGAAACAGCUACAGCACGAGCGGCGGCGCCAGCAGCAAAGCGCCCCCCAGGUCGCUGUCAAUGGUCACCAAGAUUCAGAGCCUGGAGGGGAGCUCCAGCUGGAGCCAGAUUCUGCAGGGAAGUGGGUCCUGUGUAAUUACGACUUUCAGGCCCGCAACAGCAGUGAGCUGUCGGUCAAGCAGCAGGAUGUCUUGGAGGUCCUGGAUGACCGGCGCAAGUGGUGGAAGGUUCGAAACCAGCAUGAGCAGGAGGGAUACGUUCCCUAUAAUAUCCUGACACCCCAUCCGGGGCCCCGGGGGAUCCGCAGCCAAAGUCCUACCGCCAACUUGCAGGACAGCGCGGACCCUCCCCCUCCCCCUCCAGCCCCGGCCCCGGCCCCAGCUCGGCCCCACUGGGACAGCUGCGACAGCUUCCACAACCCCAGCGAGAAGGGUGAGUGGGUGGGGAGCCGUCCUGGUCUUCGCUUUCCAGGCAUGAAACCCGAGGCUCAGAAAGAGCAAAUGGACUCCCUCCUCCCGAGCACGUCGGGGAUCCCCGACCCUCGGGCUCCAGAGCCCCUCGCCCUGAGCCCGCCCGCACCCUCCCGGCUUCCCGCCCGCAGAAAAAUUCUCCCAGAUGCUCAGUCUCAACGAGGAGCUGCAGGCGCGCCUGGCCCAGGGCCGCUCGGGCGCCAGCCGCGCAGUCGCGGGGCCCCGCGCCCCCGAGCCGCAGCUCAGCCCGCGCUCGGACGCCUCGGAGGUGCGCGCCUGGCUGCAGGCCAAGGGCUUCGGCCCGGGCACGGUGGCGGCGCUGGGAGUGCUGACCGGCGCGCAGAUCUUCUCGCUGCAGAAGGAGGAGUUACGGUCCGUGAGCCCCGAAGAGGGGGCGCGGGUGUACAGCCAGAUCGCGGUGCAGCGCGCGCUGCUGCAGGACUCGGAGCAGGUGUCGGAGCUGAAGGCGGUGAUGGAGAAGCAGAAGAAGAAGGUGGAGGGCGAAAUGGAGACAGAGGUCAUUUGACCCUUCCCGGCCCCUCCGCAAAAAGUCUCGAGGCGGCCAUCUCCCCGCGCCCUAGGGGAAGAUGGACUCCCCCGACGCCCCCACCAGGGAACAUAGACCCCUGGAGACUGGCUCGUUCAGCCCUGGUCCCCUCAACCCGGCGGGCAAACUGGCCAGACCCUACUGGAGGCCACCUGAGCCCCUGCAGCCCGACCGGGACGUGGCGUAGAGACAAUGGACGAGAGCGCUUGCGGGCACCCCCGGGGUCCCGGUGUAUGGUAGGGCAAUGCCCAGUCUAUAAACAGCCUCUUCUUAAUGGGCGGUGUCAACUGCUGUCUCCAGCCGGCCACCGGGGGCCCAAAACCCUGCCCUCGCCCCAGCCACCUGGGGAGGAAGUAAUCUGAGAGAAGCCUCACCUUUUUGCUUUCUCUGCCCU